Molecule: messenger RNA, 3920 nt
Organism: Symphalangus syndactylus (siamang)
Lineage: Eukaryota; Metazoa; Chordata; Mammalia; Primates; Hylobatidae
Gene: IGF1
Product: insulin like growth factor 1
Biological process (GO): positive regulation of cell population proliferation; regulation of protein phosphorylation; positive regulation of phosphatidylinositol 3-kinase/protein kinase B signal transduction
Cellular component (GO): extracellular region
Molecular function (GO): insulin-like growth factor receptor binding; hormone activity; growth factor activity
Source: RefSeq, a predicted model, not a curated record
UAGGGGAUCAUAAAAGAGGCUGUGGAACGUUAUCUCUGCAUUAAUUACAAGUUAAGAAAAUUGUUUCCAAAUGCACUUUUCAUGCUGUGUAUGCUGAACACUUCAGAAGUGGAGCUCUUAAUAAGUUGUUACUUUUUUCUGUACUUGAAGCAGGAAGUGGUUUGAGGGAGCUGCGUGGUCUUUCACAUGUAAUUCAGUGAGUAAAUGUGUCCUGCCCAGAGGCAGAGCUCACAAGCUGAUUGUACUCUGAGUCUCAAGGUAUUUCCAAGUGAGUGAGUCGGGGGAAGGGAGUAAGGGAGUGGACUGGAGCUUGGGUCACUAUCUGGGCGGCUACAAUAGGCAUACAAUGGAAAUAGGUAGCUUGAUUGGGGGAAAAAGAUUGACUUAAAUCCCAGCUGUGCAAUUUGUUCAUUGUUUCAAUGGACAAAAGGCAGUUUACCCAGGCUCAUAGCAUACCUGCCUGGGUGUCCAAAUGUAACUAGAUGCUUUCACAAACCCCACCCACAAAGCAGCACAUGUUUUUAAGACCUCAGUUUUCUAUUCACAUCGGCCUCAUAAUACCCACCCUGACCUGCUGUAAAAGACCUGGAACAAACAAAAAUGAUUACACCUACAGUGAAGAUGCACACCAUGUCCUCCUCGCAUCUCUUCUACCUGGCGCUGUGCCUGCUCACCUUCACCAGCUCUGCCACAGCUGGACCGGAGACGCUCUGCGGGGCUGAGCUGGUGGAUGCUCUUCAGUUCGUGUGUGGAGACAGGGGCUUUUAUUUCAACAAGCCCACAGGGUAUGGCUCCAGCAGUCGGAGGGCACCUCAGACAGGCAUCGUGGAUGAGUGCUGCUUCCGGAGCUGUGAUCUGAGGAGGCUGGAGAUGUAUUGCGCACCCCUCAAGCCUGCCAAGUCAGCCCGCUCUGUCCGUGCCCAGCGCCACACCGACAUGCCCAAGACCCAGAAGGAAGUACAUUUGAAGAACGCAAGUAGAGGGAGUGCAGGAAACAAGAACUACAGAAUGUAGGAAGACCCUCCCGAGGAGUGAAGAGUGACAUGCCACCGCAGGAUCCUUUGCUCUGCACGAGUUACCUGUUAAACUUUGGAACACCUACCAAAAAAUAAGUUUGACAACAUUUAAAAGAUGGGCGUUUCCCCCAAUGAAAUACACAAGUAAACAUUCCAACAUUGUCUUUAGGAGUGAUUUGCACCUUGCAAAAAUGGUCCUGGAGUUGGUAGAUUGCUGUUGAUCCUUUAUCAAUAAUGUUCUAUAGAAAAGAAAAAAAUAUAUAUAUAUAUAUCUUAGUCCCUGCCUCUCAAGAGCCACAAAUGCAUGGGUGUUGUAUAGAUCCAGUUGCACUAAAUUCCUCUCUGAAUCUUGGCUGCUGGAGCCAUUCAUUCAGCAACCUUGUCUAAGUGGUUUAUGAAUUGUUUCCUUAUUUGCACUUCUUUCUACACAACAUGGGCUGUUUGUUUUACAGUGUCUGAUAAUCUUGUUAGUCUAUACCCACCACUUCCCUUCAUAACCUUUAUAUUUGCCAAAUUUGGCCUCGUCAAAAGCAGCAGCAAGUCGUCAAGAAGCACACCAAUUCUUACUCACAAGAUUCCAUCUGUGGCAUUUGUACCAAAUAUAAGUUGGAUGCAUUUUAUUUUAGACAAAGCUUUAUUUUUCCACAUCAUGCUUACAAAAAAGAAUAAUGCAAAUAGUUGCAACUUUGAGGCCAAUCAUUUUUAGGCAUAUGUUUUAAAAAUAGAAAGUUUCUUCAACUCAAAAGAGUUCCUUCAAAUGAUGAGUUAAUGUGCAACCUAAUUAGUAACUUUCCUCUUUUUAUUUUUUCCAUAUAGAGCACUAUGUAAAUUUAGCAUAUCAAUUAUACAGGAUAUAUCAAACAGUAUGUAAAACUCUGUUUUUUAGUAUAAUGGUGCUAUUUUGUAGUUUGUUAUACGAAAGAGUCUGGCCAAAACGGUAAUAGGUAAAAGCAAAACAAUAGGGGAAGCCUGGAGCCAAAGAUGACACAAGGGGAAGGGUACUGAAAAUGCCAUCCAUUUGGGAAAGAAGGCAAAGUCCCCCCAGUUAUGCCUUCCAAGAGGAACUUCAGACACAAAAGUCCACUGAUGCAAAUUGGACUGGCGAGUCCAGAGAGGAAACUGUGGAAUGGAAAAAGCAGAAGGCUAGGAAUUUUAGCAGUCCUGGUUUCUUUUUCUCACUGAAGAAAUAAACAUCUGCCAGCUGUGUCAUGGACUCACCACUGUGUGACCUUGGGCAAGUCACUUCACCUCUCUGUGCCUCAGUUUCCUCAUCUGCAAAAUGGGGGCAAUAUGUCAUCUACCUACCUCAAAGGGGUGGUAUAAGGUUUAAAAAGAUAAAGAUUCAGAUUUUUUUUUACCCUGGGUUGCUGUAAGGGUGCAACAUCAGGGCACUUGAGUUGCUGAGAUGCAAGGAAUUCUAUAAAUAACCCAUUCAUAGUAUAGCUAGAGAUUGGUGAAUUGAAUGCUCCUGACAUCUCAGUUCUUGUCAGUGAAGCUAUCCAAAUAACUGGCCAACUAACUAGUUGUUAAAAGCUAAUAGCGCAAUCUCUUUUAAAACACUUUUCAAAAUAUGUGGGAAGCAUUUGAUUUUCAAUUUGAUUUUGAAUUCUGCAUUUGGUUUUAUGAAUACAAAGAUAAGUGAAAAGAGAGAAGGAAAAGAAAAAGGAGAAAAACAAAGAGAUUUCUACCAGUGAAAAGGGAAUUAAUUACUCUAUUUGUUAGCACUUACUGACUCUUCUAUGCAGUUACUACAUAUCUAGUAAAACCUCUUUUAAUACUAUAAAUAAUAUUCUAUUCAUUUUGAAAAACACAAUGAUUACUUCUUUUCUAGGCAAUAUAAGGAAAGUGACCCAAAAUUUGAAAUAUUAAAAUAACAUCUAAUAAAAAGUCACGAAGUUAUCUUGUUUAACAAACUUUACUCUUAUUCUUAGCUGUAUAUACAUUUUUUUAAAAGUUUGUUAAAAUAUGCUUGACUAGAGUUUCCAGUUGAAAGGCAAAAACUUCCAUCAAAACAAGAAAUUUCCCAUGCCUGCUUAGAAGGGUAGCCCCUAGCUCUCUAUGAAUGUGUUUUAUCCAUUCAACUGAAAAUUGGUAUCAAGAAAGUCCACUGGUUAGUGUACUAGUCCAUCAUAGCCUAGAAAAUGAUCCCCAUCUGUAGAUCAAGAUUUUCUCAUUAGAACAAUGAAUUAUCCAACAUUCAGAUCUUUUUAUUCGCCUUAGAACUUUUUGGUUAAAAGUACCGAGGCUUGAUUAUUUCAUGCAAAUUCUGUAUUUUACAUUCUUGGAAAGUCUAUAUGAAAAACAAAAAUAACAUCUUCAGUUUUUCUCCCACUGGGUCACCUCAAGGAUCAGAUGCCAGGAAAAAAAAAAAGACUCCCUGGAUCUCUGAAUAUAUGCAAAAAGAAGGCCCCAUUUAGUGGAGCCAGCACUCCUGUUCAGUCAACAAGUAUUUUAACUCUCAGUCCAACAUUAUUUGAAUUGAGCACCUCAAGCAUGCUUAGCAAUGUUCUAACCACUAUGGACAGAUGUAAAAGAAACUAUACAUCAUUUUUGCCCUCUGCCUGUUUUCCAGACAUACGGGUUCUGUGGAAUAAGAUACUGGACUCCUCUUCCCAAGAUGGCACUUCUUUUUAUUUCUUGUCCCCAGUGUGUACCUUUUAAAAUUAUUCCCUCUCAACAAAACUUUACAGGCAGUCUUCUGCAGACUUACGUGUUUUCUGUCAUAGUUAGAUGUGAUAAUUCUAAGAGUGUCUAUGACUUAUGUCCUUCACUUAAUUCUAUCCACAGUCAAAAAUCCCCCAAGAAGGAAAGCUGAAAGAUGCAUUGCCAUAUUAUCUUUCUUAACUUUUUCCAACACAUAAUCCUCUCCAACUGGAUCAUAAAUAAAUUGAAAAUAACUCAUUA